Polypterus senegalus (gray bichir) is the source of this 1983-nucleotide messenger RNA. RefSeq names its product platelet-derived growth factor receptor-like protein. The record is from RefSeq and is a predicted model, not a curated record. Lineage: Eukaryota; Metazoa; Chordata; Cladistia; Polypteriformes; Polypteridae. The transcript has 6 exons. Bases 230 to 1429 code for a protein of 399 amino acids.
UUAGUUCCAGUGCCACCUCCUUGUGAAAGGAAUUCAGUUUGGGCUGAACAGGCCAGUCAUGUUUGCGUAGGAGGCUCCCUACCCCUGAUUGCAUUUUCCACAACUUUCUACACUUCACUUUUUAAACUUUGCUCAGGGGGUAAAAGCUGCGAGACCAUAUUUUGGAUACCAACAAGACAGCACACAAGAGUGACGGAUUUUUUAUUUCUUUUCACUGCAUGAAGUAGAAAUGAAACUGGGUCGGCUUCUGCUACUGGCUCUGGUCACAGUGUUCCUGAUGGUUGUUGUUCAAUGCCAGAAAAAAGAACAUCAAGCAAAAGCAAGAAAAGAGAAAAACCACAAAGGCAAAGUUAAACCUACAAUUGGAUCCAUGGUGAAGCCAACAGUUAGAAAAGACAAGGCAGCAGUGACAAAGUCGAAAGCUAAAUCGAGUCCAAAGACCACUCCUCCACCACAUGCACCCUCUCCGUCAGAACCUUCCUUGGUACACGUGAUAGACAGAAGAAGGUUUGAAAAAGUGGGAGAAUCCCUUACUGUCAAAGCUGGGGACACUCUGGAGCUGCGCUGCAAGGGAAAAUCACUUGACUGGACCUACCCUGAGUACCUGGAGGAGGAAGAUGAAGGCAGACUCAGAUUUAUUCAGCAUGAGAAGUACAAUUCUCUCAUUCUGGUGAACUCCACAGCAGCUGACACAGGGGAAUAUACGUGCUAUCCUCUCUACUGUGAAGAACGAGAUUGCAGGAGGAUCUAUGACAAAGCAGUCAAAACAUUUAUUUUCUUUUCAGACCCACAGGAGCUUUUUGUGCCAUCGGCAGACUACUAUGAAGUGGUACAGAUGCGUACCAAUCGACCUACCACUCUGCCCUGCCAGGUGACAUCGCCAGAAGCCAAAGUAACGUUGCAUCGAGAGUUCCCCCCCGAGGAGGUCAAAGUAGAUGGAGUGGAGAUUUCCUUUGAUCUGAAGAAGGGCUUCACCAUCCGUCAGCCAAAACCUCACCAUGCAGGCUCACUUUUCUGCAUGGCCAGCUUGGGUGAUUUACGGCAGAUCUCUACAAAGUACAUGCUGAUCUACGUUAAUUAUCCAGCAAGUCCUCCAGCUCCUGCAAUCAAAGCCUCAUCUGAGUCAGUCCAUGUUGGACAGAAUCUACAAGUGACCUGCACAGUGCUUGGUGACCUGAAUGUGGCAAUCGACUUUACAUGGGAGUAUCCCGGGGAGAAGAUUGGCCGACCCCCUUACACGCAGGAGUCCACUAGGACAGUCCGCGCUGGAGGAAGAUCAUUGCAGCAAUCUGAGACAGUACUCCUAGUAGAUGAAGUGCGACCAGUAGACCAAGGCACCUACAUUUGUACAGCCCAGAACCUGGAGGGAUCCACUAGCAUCUCCACCAGUGUUGUUGUAUUGCCUGCUCGUACUCUUAGGUCAGCAUAGCUCUGACAGGACUCACAAUAAGUUAUUUAAACCAACAGAAACCCCUACUAUCAGAAUGGUAUCUCGGAAAGCUCCAAAGGUGCCCAGUGUAGAAGGUUUUGAAAGGAACUGGAUGAAGGUUUGCAUACAGAGCUAGAGGCUGGGCUGUGGACUUGGGGAGAGUGAAUCUUUCUAAGCUUUUAGUCAUCUGCUUAGCUAUCAGCAGCAGUGGUUGUGAAUGUGGAUAGGGGACACGAUGCCCUUUUCAAAGAUGCUGCCCCUCAAGUGAUGCUAUUUUAGGCUAUACAGCUUUAUUGUAAAAAAAUAUUUCCCAAAGAAAAAGUCACAGAUGGAGCUAUCAAGCACUCCGUGUGCUCUCCUCUGUCUUCCUGCUCUUUUUGACUUUUGAUCUGACUGAUAACCUUGCAUAUGUUACACUGAACCAAAGAAUGGCGAUUUAAACACGGGAUGAAGGAGUCUCACUCAGAUCUUUAACACAUGCGGCCCGUUCUGAGCUGUUCCAGCAAACAGAAGUCAGCUAUAUUCCAUUUUGAGUAAAAUUCACACAUAUUGUC